Messenger RNA from Aspergillus calidoustus, 1908 nucleotides. NCBI's taxonomy places the organism in Eukaryota, Fungi, Ascomycota, Eurotiomycetes, Eurotiales, Aspergillaceae. The record is from the annotation of a GenBank genome assembly.
AUGGGGGUUGGCCAGUCGCAUGAAGAUGCCGCCCAUGCCUCGUCUCCAGAGCAACUGAGCCUGGUACUUGCGGAACGCUUUGCAAAAAAAUGCUUCACCCCCUUGGAGUUGACGCACUUCAAAGACAACUUCUUUACACGUGCAACGGAUCAGGGUGGCCUAAAAUACUGGAACGAGAAGACACUCUCGGAUUUCCUGGGCAUUCCUGACCACAGUGAUUCCCACUGCCCUCUAGAUGCAGGGCCCGUCAUCUUCCGUAUGGUUUCUUACCUUGGGGCAUUUCCGUUCCAGACUACGCUUGCUCCGAGUGUGUUGACCUUUGAGGCGAUGGUCAAGGUAGCUGUGCUGCUGACAGAGCGGUACGGCAAGGUCCUCCGCCGAGGGCAGAGAAACAGGAUUAGGCUAUUAUUCGGUAGCCUGGCUGACGUUGGGAGGAAGGACAUUGAAAAACCUACGCAGACAGAAGAGCAGGCGGAGAACACCAACACGGCGGCUUCUCAUGUUCCUGGAUUCGAUAUCGACGAGCCAGCCAACGACGACUAUGAGGAUGACGACGACGAUCUUGCACUUGCUGCCUUGGAGUCAUUGGACGCGAUUGAGGUGUUCAAGCAUGGUUCGCGCAUUGAUAGAAAGGUCUUUGAGGCGCGGAUCUCCACGAACACGUUCCGUCGUCUCCUAAUGCUUCUGAUUGUGAUUGCGCCUCUGAAGACUCUUGAGGAUGUCAGCGUCUAUACUUCCAAUCUUGGCGAGGAUAUGAUGCUUGCUGUCCGCAGAGCAGCGGAUAACAUCCUAGCAGCCUUCACUGAAGAACCUUCAGGAGGAAUCAGCUAUAAAACAUUCGCGGAUACGAUUAGCACGUCCUUCCCCUACCUUUUUGACCCUUUGACGCCUUUAUUUGAGCAUCUUCUUUUUAGCAAGAACCUCGACUUUUCUCAAAAGCGAGGAAGUGAUGCUACUGAAACGCCGCCAGCUCCAACACCACCGGCCCUUCCUCAAUCAAUAAUGCUUCCAGGAAGCUUUGAAUCGACUAUCUUGAACGCAAGUGUCAUAUCCCACCUCUCCUUCUUCCUCCCUUCGACAUCCAUUAAGCAGAACAUUCUACACGGCAACAUUCGCUUGCACCCCGUUUUCUCAACCUCCGCCCACGGUUCUUCCCUAACAUCCUUCUCCCACAAUGUCCUCACCUGGCAAUCAGGGACCCUCCUCCUCCUCGAAGGAGUAGACACCAAAUCCAACACACCCCUCAUAUUAGGCGCCUACCUCCCUCAACCCUGGAAAUCGCCCACAUCAACAAGCUCUAAUACAUCAGUCCCAACCCUACCGGCCCUCUUCCAACUAUCGCCUAAACACACCCUUCUCCAGGGAAAUCCUUCCAGCACCCUCUCAGCAAAAUCGAACCUUCCAACCGCCUACUUCUCACAGCACCACGGCAUCUCAAUUGGGUGUCAACUUCCUCCUGCAUCGCGAACUUCAAAGCCCCCACCAACCCCACACGGCGCCGGAUCCCUCCUCAUAAACACAACCCUCGAGGUCGCAGAACUCCACAUCUCCCCCUUCGGUCACGACGGUGUCUUUCUACCGCCCGUCCCCAGUUCAACCCCCGACUUCGGAAACGCCGCUGCCACCAAAACAACCAUCGACAUCUACACCCUCGAAAUCUGGGGUCUCGUCCCGGAUCCCGAGGCCUCGGCGUCCUCUGCUUCCGUCCAAAGUAACCGGGCACAGAGCGCCGUCGAGAUCCAGCAGGCGAAGUGGGACUUUGAGGCGAGGGAAGCUGAGCGACGGCGCAAUAUCAAUCUGAAAGCUGGUGCUGGAGAUUCGGCGGCGGAGUCAGCAAGGUGGUUGUUGGAGACGGCAGGGAUUAUAGGGGAUGAUAGUGGGGCUGGUAGAGCCGGGGGGAGUACGUAG